Messenger RNA from Strongylocentrotus purpuratus (purple sea urchin), 1253 nucleotides. RefSeq lists its product as uncharacterized. Bases 507 to 947 code for a protein of 146 amino acids. The record is from RefSeq and is a predicted model, not a curated record. The transcript is spliced from 3 exons. Lineage: Eukaryota; Metazoa; Echinodermata; Echinoidea; Camarodonta; Strongylocentrotidae.
CGCCUACGCGCACGUUGUGCUUUUGUGGUAUUCUGGUUUUGCACUCCUCCUGAAAAGCUCAUUUCCCUUCAGACAACUCUCUCAUAGUCACGUACUUUCUGCAACCAACAAAAACCAGCCGCAGACGACAGAACAACUUGAAGUUUCUAAACUGCUUUACGCAUUAUAUCUUUGGAAUCCAUAGCAUCAAGACGAGAGUCAGCUAGCGCUCUGUAUUUGUUUGAAGUGGCAUCGUUUGUACCUUUUUGACAAAGAUACUUUGCUUCGUCAUAACGAUAAAUAAUUUUUAGAAAAAUCAACUACUAACUCCAUCGACUUCUUAGUCUAGAACGCUUUGUCUGCUCCUCGCCAAUUAAAAAAAAUAUAUAAAUAAGAGCUCCAUUCAUGUCGGGAACAUCGCUGUUUUCAGCAAGAGAUCUACAUAUUUUGUUAUUGUAAUUGUUAAAUUGUAUUAUAUCAGGAUUCCUUUGUUAAAAUUUAUUGAACACUUACACUAGUUUGCAGCAAUGGAUUUGUACGCGAGUCUCUGCUCCAGUUUACUAUUCCUUGUCAGUCUCAUGUCAGUUGCCGAAUGCUACAGAAUGCCUUUAGUUGGUAGAACCCGCCCACAACAGCAGUGUCCAAUCAACAACGACCUUACCUUCCAGCACUGCAUGUCAGCCUGCCAAUCACACACGUGUGAAGACGUCAUCAACGAACCUCCUUCUGGCUCGUGGCCUUGUAUCCGAAUGUGUGUGAGCGGGUGGGCGUGUCCCCGUGGCCAGGUGCGAUUGGAUGGCUACACGGACGUGUGCACAGCGAGGGACAUGUGCACAACCAAUGAGACGAGCUGUAACCAUAACAACGAAGUAGUUCGGGUCAACACCAAUUUCUUCGACGGUGACAUGACAUGUCGAUGCUUCGUCGACGGGAUCGUACGAUGUCGAAACGCUUUUCCAACAGAAUGAAGAAAUGUAUUAAACCGAUCAAUACCUCCCGAUUAUAGCACCAGUCCGACAUCGAUCAGCAUCUUAAGACGACGUAUAUGAUAUCGACAAUGAUGAGGGCGUCGGACGUCGCGGGUGCGGUCGUACACUUUGUCCGCUUCGGAAAUGGUUGUAACCUAGCUUGAUCGAUGACCACGUCGGCCCAUUUCAGCGUCUUACCAUCAAUUUACACAAGAGCUGCACGGUGUUGAUCUGAGGCGAAAACUAAUCAAGUUGUGCCAUCAUUAAUUAACCGCGAUGUUAUUAUAUUAGUGAAAGAACUUGAAU